This is a messenger RNA of Pyricularia oryzae 70-15, 1429 nucleotides long. RefSeq names its product vesicle-associated membrane protein 725. NCBI's taxonomy places the organism in Eukaryota, Fungi, Ascomycota, Sordariomycetes, Magnaporthales, Pyriculariaceae. The record is from RefSeq and is a predicted model, not a curated record. Gene Ontology annotation, cellular component: membrane. Gene Ontology annotation, biological process: vesicle-mediated transport. The transcript is spliced from 2 exons. The coding region runs from base 297 to 1010 and encodes 237 amino acids.
CUCUGAAUAAUAUCUUUUCUGCCUGUGCUGUUGUCAACCUUGGUGCAAUUUGAAACCUAAGAACAAUUGAUUUGAAUCGAUCUAUGAAACUCGGUCAUUUCUAUCCUAGCGAUCACUCAGAAAAACGCAUUCACAAUUGAUGGUUAGAUCUGUCGACACCCCACGAAACAAACCCUGAGCGCCAACGGGACCCGCCGGACUUGGCCACUGUUUACAACCCAUCUCACACUCGCUCACCUACGCAAGGCGUUCAUCCUAUCGACACGUACGAACAAAUUGUGUACACCUCAAUAGCCAUGGCCUCAUCAUCAACACCUCCGACACCUCUUCUCUAUUCGUGCAUCGCGCACAACAGCACAAUCCUCACCGAGUGCACAACGUCAGCAUCUUCACAGACAUCAUCGCUUGCGUCCCUAGUCCUGCCGAAAAUCACACACACUUCGCCGCAGAAACUCACGUACACACACGGCGCCCACCACAUACACUACAUCGCCGAGGCGCCCUCGGACCAUGGCCCCCACGCCGCCAGCGCGGGCGGCCUGACCUUCUUGGUCAUUGCCGACUCCUCAGUGGGCCGCAGCGUACCAUUUGGCUACCUGUUUGAGAUCCGACGACGAUUCCUUGAGGAGUACCCGCCUGGCUCGACCGACUUUGCCGACCAGCCCAACUACGGCGCCGCCAGCUUCAACGGCGAGCUGCGUCGGCUGAUGGUUGAGAUUGGGAGCACGCGCCAGGGCAGAGAUGACGCCGUACAGAAUGCCCAGCGUGAGAUCGACGACGUCCGGGGCAUCAUGACGCGCAACAUUGAGGGUCUGCUCGAGCGCGGCGAACGUAUCGACCUGCUGGUCGACAAGACGGACCGGCUCGGCGGCUCGGCUCGCGAAUUCCGCGUGCGUAGCCGUGGACUCAAGCGUCAAAUGUGGUGGAAAAACGUCAAACUCAUGGGAUUGCUUGGUCUCGUCAUGUUUUUGAUAUUGUUGACCAUCAUUAUCGCAGUAAAAAACUCAUGAGAUCAGAAGUCUUGCGUCAAGACGAUAGCAACUUCUGUUCUUUUUCUUCACCGGGGUUUUCAGUGUUAUCACCAUUUGUAUUUGUGAAGGCGCGCGCGACUCAUUGACCACCAACUUCUACGCAUUUCAUUUGUCCUAGGGCUUGAUACAUAGCCAACGAGCAUGUUGAGAUAACAGUACAGUGCUCGUUUGGUAUUAUCUUUUGAAUGUUGAUAUCCGAUCUGUUUCACCCUGCGGCUUCUAUGGAGCGCACUGGUUUUCCUUCAUUGGCUUUCUGGUUUCCCUUUCUAUUUCAUCAUUAGGGUUGUUGAAGACGUUUCUCUCGUGUCAUGUGUAUUUACAAACCUGGGUGCAGCCCAGUUGGGUAGGUAAUUAUUGCGUCCAAAAAUGCCACGUGAAGAUUUAUUGAUGGCUUUCCC